Molecule: messenger RNA, 708 nt
Organism: Trichophyton verrucosum HKI 0517
Lineage: Eukaryota; Fungi; Ascomycota; Eurotiomycetes; Onygenales; Arthrodermataceae
Exons: 1
Coding region: 1-708 (235 amino acids)
Source: RefSeq, a predicted model, not a curated record
AUGGAGACGUCUGUCCAGCAAGCACAUUUACCGGAUCACACAGCUCCAUACUCACAUAGCUUCAUACUCACACAGAUCCAUAUCUUGAUAUCGAACAUGAGAGUUACAUUCCUCUUCGUCGCUGCUGCUUCUGCUGCUUCUGCCACCGUAUCGGUAUCGGUAUCUGAUAUGACUGAUACAACCCUCCUGUCUACUGCGCCCCCAGCUGGAACCACCAGCGGCCCAUCGUACUGCACGGCAUCGGACUUGUCGCAAUACUCCAGCCUUCCCAAGCUGACGGGCAGCCUGUUGGAUGAGUUCUAUUCCUUCCACAGCGAGCUGCAACAGGACUGCACAGCCACUGAAAGCGGAAUUGGAGCCCAGUCCUGCUCCGUUCUGGAGUCGUCCUACUGGUGCAGCUUCAGCACCGCUGUCCCGAGCACCCUGCUCUCCGACUACUCCUCCUACGCCAGCUCUGCCGAAGCAAAACGACAGGCAGAUGCAGACCGCACGACGAUGACUACGACCACGAUGGCAGCAGGAACGCCGGGAGCAACGACCGGCCAGACGAUAACCGUGCCAUCUCGUUCGGGAUCAACUACAGGCGGACCGAAAGCAACGAAAGCAACUGCUAAACCUAAUGGAGCCCUUGGCCACCGAGGAAUGACUGGUAUCUGGAUGGUUGUGAGCAUGGGAAUGGCGACUGCAUUGGUGAACAUGAUGGCCUAA